Messenger RNA from Phanerochaete carnosa HHB-10118-sp, 3525 nucleotides. RefSeq lists its product as uncharacterized. Lineage: Eukaryota; Fungi; Basidiomycota; Agaricomycetes; Polyporales; Phanerochaetaceae. The record is from RefSeq and is a predicted model, not a curated record. The coding region runs from base 1518 to 3374 and encodes 618 amino acids. The transcript is spliced from 3 exons.
CGAGCUCGAGCCCCAUGAGCCGGCUCCCCCCUCAAGGCCACCUCGCGCCUCCACAGGAACGCCGCCGUCGCCGUGGCAGCUCUGGUGGACAUAGCAGCCAAGCGCCGUCCCCGGCGAUGAGUAGUCUGCAGAGACCUCCGCCUUACGACGAGCGUGACGCUGGCCGGGGUCCGCCCAUGGGUCCUCCUUCCCAAUUCAGCGGUGGCAGGGGUCUUGGGUCUGCUUCAGUCGGUCGACUUGAUCAUCGAAGCACAAGCACCAUGAGUGCAGGAGGAGCGCCCCCGCAGAUGCUAACUGGCCCCGGCGCUGCAGGUAUGCCUGGCGAACCGAUGCCGCUCAAAGACCGAGAGAGGGAAAAAGAGCGCGAGAGGGAGAGCCGGAGCGUCGAGCGUCGAGAGCGCGAGCGCGAGCGGGUCGAGAUGAUAAGGAGCCGAGAGAUCUACGAGGCCGCGGCCGAGCGCGAGGCGCAUCGCAUGUGGGAGAGAGGCCGGCGUGAGGAGGAGAAGAUGCACGAGCGAGAGAGGCGGGAGAGCCAUGACCUCGUGCCCGGCAUGCUUAGUAGCGGCGACAGGAUGUCAGAAGUGGAGAGGGAGAGGGAAUGGCUGAGGAAGAACAACAUGGUGCGUGUUCACGAGCAGCCGGUAUGGCCGCGGCUUGCACCUCCGCGCGAAGACCCGCGAGAGCGUGAAAUGUGGGAGAUGGAGCGGCAGAGGGAGAUGGAGAUGGCGAGGUUACGAGAGUUGGAAGAGAGGCGAACCAGGGAAGGAGUAGACCUGGAGAGGAUGGACCGGAUGAGCAGGCAGAUGUCACGAGGUGGGGCCGUUGGCCGGGAGCGGGAAGCAAGAGACAAGGACCGCGGGCGGGACGUCGUCAAGGAAGCCGGACGAGAGCGUAUGAAGGAACCACGAAGAGGUACGGUUGAUGAACAUGGCUGGCUACCUGAGCCUCGCGGGCCAGAAAGCUGGGGCAAGGACGCGGAGCGUGAGCGCGAAAGGCAACUACGCGAGCAAAUGCACCUCCAGCGGGAACGCGAGCUUGGCCACGAGCGUGAGCGUGAACGCGAGGAAAUGGAAGCAAUGAGCAAUCGACAUCCUGCAAGUCACUAUCAUCAUCACAUGCACCAUCAUCACCACCGACACCCUGCUCCUCCACCCGCUAUUCCUGGACAUGCGCCAGGACAUACCGUCAGUUCAAAGUCUGCAAAAACGGGAAAGCAAGCAGAACCUACCACCGAUGUGGCUGUGGGCUCAGGUAUAGGUCUGCCUGCGCCCUUUGACAAGGCGAUCACCAGUCUUCCUCCUCCGCCCAGCCAUAAGCACCCGAAGACACCCAUUGCCACUACACCCACUCCACCUAUGCACUUCCACCCGUCAAAUCAUCUGCACAUCCCACCCCACCCCCAUGCUCCGCCGCUUGGUUUCCAAGACCACCGGCCGACGUCCCCACCUUUCAAGAACGCAUUGACUGCACCGCGUCCCAAUAUCUUGAUGCAGCCCAGGUCUCCUCGCCCGCCAAUAAUGCCGACAUUGAAACCGCGGAACCUUGGCACAUUCGUGCACCCACGCCUUCCCUUCCCCUUCCUCGACUUCCCCGCGCCUCCCACUGAUCUUGUCACCAGCCCAGCACCUGUUCCCGCCGUGGAGAAGGAAACCCGUGAACUACACGCGACAAUACUCAUCCCCUCAGUAUUCAUCCCUACGGAGAAGCCCAGACGCCCGCGAAUAUGGGGUGGCGCGCUUGUUCCGUCGUUUAGCCCGCUCUUCGCGACGCCGCAGCUCAUUACACACUUGCAGUCAGGCUUGUCUUAUGGUUUCAUGCGUCCGCACCCAUACGAGAUUUACGGUAUGCGUCGCGUGUAUACAGACGACUCGGAUAUGUUCCUUUGCGCUCUGCACGCUGGCUGGAUUACCUGGAGCAUGGCGCGUAAGGCUCAUAAAGAGGGCAAGGACCUACGGUUGGAAGUGCGCCUGUCCAGAGAAUCACGAUAUCCUGGCGGGCUGGGCUCGAAGUUUAUGGGCCCCACGGACGGGAAGAAUGUUCAGAGCGGCGACGACGGGAGCACGCUGCUCAGCGCUGGGUGGGGCAAUAAUCAUGACGGCGCGGGUGUAGAGAUCAUGCGCGCUGAGUUCGUGAAGCCCGGUACAGCUCGCAAGAUGGGUUUGCGCAACCGUGUUCAGCGGAUCCUCGAGUAUUCGGAACGUGCUUCUGCACUGGGCUGCAUGUCACCCCUGCGUAAGAGGAGACGUGUAGACCCUGUUUCGGAUGAAGACCUUGAGGAAUAUACCAUGGCCCUCGCAUCAGAUGCCGAUGUAUGCGCUGCGCGGACAGUUGUGCUUGGUUACCGGAAGGGUCUGCAGAAGGUCGGCUUCAAAUACGACUCUGGCGUCGUCAAAAGCACCCUGUUCUCUGUCGACGAACGUCCUCGCAAGAAGGCUAAACUAUCCGACAGCAAUGCCCUUCAAAUGGACGUUGACUGCGAAUCGGCAACGGCCAGUGUCGAGCCUGCCCUGACCAAGAGGCCGUCCAUCAUCAUCGAGACAAUUGCAGAGACAUUCUUAAUUCAUCCGCAGGACGGUUUCUAUAGCAUCGAGGACAAGGAGAACGCCACGUCUGCUGCGGAUGACUCGUUGAAAUACACGAUCUCGCUGGUUCACAUAUCAGAGCCCCUACCAACGUCGCCGAAGGACGCAGUCGCCAGUGAGCUGGCAUCUGACAAGGCAGCCACGACGAAGUCGAGUGCCCAGCUUCAGCAUCCUCAACAGUCUGAAAUAUCCCGAGCCUCGUCGUCAGGCACCAAGGAUUCAACUGCUUCCAGACCGACUGCGACAGAGUCGAAAGAUGCUGAAGUCGCGGCGCAGGAACCCAAAGGCGGACCAAGUGAAAGCAGGCAAACUAGUGUCCCCCUAUCAUCGCCAGCUGCUAUCGCUGCGCCGAGCUCCGAACCUUCGAAGGCGACAGAAGACGAUAGUAAGGUUGGCAGCGAGGUGGCAGGCGUCCUGCAGGUCGGCGGUGUGCCGGCUAGCGACCUUUCUGCCGGGUCAAACAAGGUCGCUCCAGCGGAAACGAAAGCAAACUCGACCGAAUCGAAGCUGCCCGAAGCAAGAAUCGACGAGCCUGCGAAGGAGCAAUCGGCUGCCGUCGAAGAAGUUCCGAUGACGGAGGCUAGCGAGAUUGUUCCCCCGAGUACGGAGCCUAAGUCCGUCGUCACACUCGAAGUCCUCCAGCGCAAUGUCGGUCAGGCUGACCUACACUUCGAUGCUGAUGGUAUCAGCAUCUUGUCGAGUCAGGUCGACAACGGGAUGCGUAAAGGCUGGAAGAUAGAAGCUCGGACCUGGAGGUGGGCGACCGAGGAACUGACGGCAAUUGCUUCAUGAUACUCUUCCAGAACACCGAAUUUUCGUCCUUAUUGGUGUAUCUUUCGUAGUUUUUGCUCUGUGCUGCUUUGUGUGAAGCUCGAUCAUAGAAAGCUUACCUUGUCUUAUUAUCCGUGGCACUCACACAAUCACGAAUUGUAAUUUCGUUUUC